This is a messenger RNA of Haplochromis burtoni (Burton's mouthbrooder), 3170 nucleotides long. RefSeq lists its product as uncharacterized. NCBI's taxonomy places the organism in Eukaryota, Metazoa, Chordata, Actinopteri, Cichliformes, Cichlidae. The record is from RefSeq and is a predicted model, not a curated record. Gene Ontology annotation, molecular function: ubiquitin protein ligase activity. The coding region runs from base 453 to 947 and encodes 164 amino acids. The transcript is spliced from 5 exons. Gene Ontology annotation, biological process: protein ubiquitination.
GCUGCUGGCUGUGGCUGGUCCGUGUCAACUCAUCCAACUUUAUUUGUUUACAUCACUAGCUGGACUGCCGAACAGCGCGCUUCCUGAGAGCGUCCCAGCCGCUCUGCUUCCCCAGCUGUUAUGCUGGGUGGGUAUGGGGCCGUGAGAAAGAGAAAGAGCUAGAGACGUUUCUGUUCCGCCCCCACAAACCCAACAGACACUCCUAACAGGAGGCAGACGAGCCGGCUUUCUGACACCAUUUACUGCAGAGAGGCUGAGCUGUGCAGCCAAAGACGGACAAUAAAUUACAUGCAAAGGCCAGCUGGAGUCACUUUGGUGAGCUUGGGACCUGCAGGAGCCAUCAUCUUCACCAUUGUUUCUAAACACCGGACUUGCAGAAAGCCUUUUCACACCCAUUAAAAAUUUAGAUUUUGUAGAAAAAUCAUUCAUUCCACAAGUUGUCGGGGUUGACCAUGGUUCUCUGUGAGGAUGGCGACUGUAGCGUCUGCCUGUUGCCCUACUCCCGGGUGGAGAGGAUCCCCCGGGUGCUCCACUGCAGGCACACCUUCUGCGAUUCGUGUCUGGAGAGGAUGUCAACGGAGAGGAACGGUCUGCUCACCGUGGGCUGCCCUUUGUGUCGCCGGGUGACCUGCAUAGGCCGAGGUCGAGGUCUUCGAGAAGCUCUGUGGGUCAACAGCAAGCUGUGGGACCAGAUACCGGAGGAUGUGGACGUAAGAGAAGAAGAGGAAGAGGAGGACGGAGAGAAGCAAACAGCUGCACAGGAGAGGAUAGAAGAUAAACAGUUACAAGGAGAAUGCAUUUCCUCGAGAUCUGCCAGAGCGAAGCUCAAACUGCCCACAUUCUUCAGGAGGUUCAGCCUGACGAAGCAACACCAAGAGAGAAUCGUGUCUGGCAGCAAUGUGGAAAUGAAAUCCUGGCGCAGACUUUCAACAGAAGAGACUUUUUAAAAAUACGAAAACUGACAAGUGGCCGCUCUCAGGAAGAGAAGACACAACUUUGAAGGGAAGCUGUGGUCGCUGGGGGAGGAGGAUUCAUUUGUGAUCCUGUCAGGACACGGUUUUGUCCUCAGCCAAAGGUGCUCCGUCUCCCCAUUAUUUAUUCUAGGAUUAAUUCUCCCAGCCGUUGCUGUGGGAUUUAGUUCAGCUGUCCCAGAGCGGCUAACACCCGUAGACCUAGACCCCCUCAGAACAGAUGGUCCCCUCUCCAUUUCAGCUCCUGAAUAGCCAUCAUAACUUAUUGUUUUCUGUAUUUAUGAUAGCUAGGACAUGAAGUAUUUAAUAAAACUAUUUUUGAAACAAGUUUCCAUUGGGUUUUAUUGACAUCUGAAAGAAUCAUGAGCUUUCCUCCUUUACCGCAUGCACCAUUUAUGACACAUGAAGUAUUUAAGUGAGUGAAAAAAGUGAAGCCAGGAGGGGAUUUCUGAAUAUAAUUUCUGUGGAGAAGACGCACAACAAAAACCUGCCACAAAAGACUCAUUCAACCACGAAAGUGGAUUAUAAAACUCCAUUCACCGAGCAUCUGGCACAUAUUCCACGUUCAAUGAUAUCUGCAAACUGGAUCAUCACUUUCUUUUUGUUCCACCUUAUGUGCACGUUAAACCCGCCCGACAUAUUUUAAAGAAGAUACGUUAAGAGGACUAUGAUGUGCUUGUUGUCUCAGUCACAUUAAGGUCAGUGCUGUUUGGAUGGAGCUGAAAAUCUGUUAGUUGUCACACUGGUUUGGACUCAACUGUUAGCCUGCACACUCUUAGUCAUGUAUUGGCAGGCGGUAUGUUAUUCUGCCUUUAUAUACCAUAUUCCCACGUUUAAGUGUUAAAUGACUGCCAAACAGGAAGCUGCUUCCAAGUUCAAAACAAGCUGGCAGCCACGGGGGAGGGCUGGACGGGAAUGUAUCACGAAGGCAGCAACAAACAAACAUGCACACGCAUGACUGUGUAUGGGAAAGAACCAGUUUCAGUUUUGCAAUGUAUUUACUGGCUCUCAGUGCAGGCCUGAUGGUGGUAAUCCCCAAGAUUAAAGCUGAACAGAACAGGAAACGACUCCCAGAUUGUCUCAGCAGUGGUGGGAUAAUGUAGAUAACUGACUUCAGUCGGAUUUGGAAUGCUAAAAUAUAAAAUUACACUUUUCCUGGAGGAUAAUUUAGGCCUAGCAUCAGAAUUAAAUACUGUGGUAAAUUACACCAACCUAAAAACUGAAGGCCCGCAUAAGCACCUGCAGGUUUCUUUGGUCAGACUGAUUAAUGAGGCAGUUAUUUACCCCGGAGCCGCAAAAAUAUUUUCAGCUCCAGCGGGGAAACUUUGCAACAACGUCAUGGUGUAAGAUCAUUUCCUCAGUACUGCAUUGCAAACAAUAGUACAUUCCUGUUUGAGUAUCUGAAUUCACACAAACACUCGCAGUACAGAAUAAUACGUCUGGGAUUAAUUAAACAAAUUAAAGAUCAACUUUCAUUCUUGUGAUUGAAACACUACAUUAUUACCUGCACAGGUGGCCUAGAAAGAGUCACCAUUUAGUUUCUGUUUUACAGCUGGAAACAGUAAUGAAAUCAGCAAACCGUCAUGAGUAGAAACUGGAGAUAAUCGUUAUUGAGUCAAAGUAGAAACCAUGCAUGCCACGACACGUGUGAUAACUCGACACAAUAAUUCUUUAUUGUGACCUACACAAUGAGAGAGUGCACAUAACAGCAAGCUUAAAGUCAUGACAGUACAGCAGUUUUAGCAUUAUCCAAUCAUCUCAGGGUUUUUAUUGCGUCCCAUAUUUUUUUGUGUUGUGGUUUUCAAAAGGUUAAAAUUUAAGACAGACACCUUUUGAAAGUCUGGCUUUUAUCCAGUGUGUAUAAAGGAAACCUUUGAUAUUUUCUGUUAGUAAUACAAAAAGAAAUUUUUAAUUUACUGUAUCAUUGCUUUUUUAGGCUGCCAACAAAGACUUAAACUAAGAUUUAUUUAUUUAUUUUUAGGUAGGUGGGAAUGGAUCUGGGUUGGAAAUGCUCUGACCGUUUACAGAUUGUUUUACAGCAGCUCUACGUCCUUGUUUCAAGAACGAUGACGGCCAUGUCCAUCUUUUAUAUAGUCUUUGGUUUUUCUCUGGCUAAGUACGAAUGGCCAAAACUGUCAAAUUAAAAUUAUAUUAAGAAAUACAUAAAUGACCUAUUAAAAAUAUAAAAUUAAAAUAACU